UGCCUGUCGGGAUGGGGGCGGGGCUGUGGAUCACGUGACUUUCUCUACCUCUCCAAGCGGGGGGCACCGCGGACGGGAGGGAGGGGCCAGGCGGGAGGGUGACAGUGACGUGGCGUGACACGGGUGGUGGAGCGCAUCCUCCGUGCCCUCGCCAUGAAGCACUGGCGGGGGAAGGGGGGAGCGAAGAGCUGGUCCACGCCAAGGUUACCCCCUUGGAACGUGCUGCCGGUGACCUAAGAGCGAGGCGAGGCCGAGAGCUCCGCCCUUAAAGGGACCGCGCAGGGAGAUUGAGCCCCGUUGGGGUGUCUUGCCAAGGAUCUUUCUCCGGGGAGUUUUAGGGACUUUAAAAGCUGAGGUAGUCCACUUCUCUGGCCCAAUCCCAAGUACUUGAAUAGAUGUAUAUAUGUAUAUAUAAAAAUAUAUAUAUGAUACUUAGUAUAUCUAUAAUAUUUAACAUUUAUAAUAUUGUAUAAGUUUCAAUAUGCUAUUAAUACAUUGAUUACCAACUGUAUAUUAACUUUAUGCAAAUUUUAAUAUUUGCAAAUUUAUUGAUAAAUAUUUUACUAUUAUAAAAAUUAUAUAGACAUAUCAACUAUAUAGAUAUAAAUAAGACAGCUUAAGUUUUUCACAUUCUAGAUGAAUAGCAUUUAGGAACAACAUCAAAAAUCAUGAGAGUUGGCAAAACCUGGCAUGUGGUGCCACCCCUGGCUCCAGGGAUUUGACAGCAAAGGAGAGACAGCACCCAUGCCCCCCUCCACCCCCCAUGUUUUUUGUUCAGCUCCUUGGGGAGUCGUGCAAGCUGGGUGAGACCGAAUUGGCCUGCUAGCCAGGGGGCUUAAACACUCUGGAUGGAGAGCCCUAAGCUAGUGGUCCCUGUGGGCGCAAGCUAGUCAGCCCCUCCUGGCUGGAACCCAGAGCUCUGUCAGUCAGGCAGCCUGUCUCUGAAGAUCAGGCAUAAGUGCCCAGCACGUGCCUCAUGGGAAUGAAAAUAUAUUUGUGCCAGCUUUGCAAAGCUUUUGGGUCUAUGUGUAUAGUCCAGGGCUGCGUACACGCACUCGAAAAACCUGGGAGAAUGCUCCUAGGGCUGCUCUCAGGGUAGAGAAGCUUCACCAGAGCUGUGGGUACGAACAUUUGAAAGCUGAGGCCCUGAUGAGCGGAGAGCUUGUGGUGCUGACAUUGCGGGGGGUGGGGGGAGCGCUGAGUUUUGCACAUAUCUCAAUUUUCUCUGCAGAUUCUGUUAGUCUGCCUGGUGACAGAUGGCAGCAAUGCAUAGGAAAGCCCUGAUUGGCUGACCCAGACUGCCCAUGGUCAGCCUGUGCUUCCCUAAAGUGUAAUGGGAUUAUGAAGGGGGAACGUUUUGGAGCAGCAGGGUCUGAGUGAUUUCACUGUCUCCCUAGGCAAGCAGGGGACUAAGUUCUCUUCUAGGGCAGGGGUUUUCAACUGCAUACCCCUGGGGUUACUUUGGAAGGCCCCAAGGGGUAUGCAGCAGUGGCACAGAGAAGCUGAUGGCACUUCUGGUUUCGCUGGUGGCACUUCAAGGUUUGGUUCUGCGCACUGUGCCAGGGGAUGACACCGCACACACACCCCCCCUCCCGCUCAGCAAUUGGCCGCUGGGGCCCCCCCGCCCUGGCCCCCCUCCCUCCCUUCCCCCCCAUGCCUCUCGACUGGCGCCCUGACCAAAAAGGUUCUAGAAGCCUUGUCACGUACAAACAUUCACUAUCCUAAGAGAAACUCUCCUGUGAGUGAUUUAAGUCUGGUUGUUACCAGAUUAUUUUUCUCCAGUAGUGGCUAUUUUUACCCUGGGAGAAGAAGCCUGAACACUUGAGGUUUCUUCUGGGAAGGCAGCGACUCUCCCAGGAGAAACUGAAUGUCUGUAUGAGGUCUAGGAGAAAACAGCAAUUUUUUUUUUAAUCCCAUAUUUUCUCCCUCUCGUCUCGUCUCCUCUCUCUCUCUCUCUCUCCCCAUCACCUCCUCUGAAACCAGCCCGGCUCACAGUGCUCAUGCGCCAUGCCCCGUAGCUGCAGCAGCUGCCAGCUUCCCCUUGAUACAAGUCUCUUUUACUGCUUUGCUUGCACUUCCUCUUUAGCUUUACCUUUUCCUUAUGAGUCCAAAAAAGCAGCAGGUAUUUGUGCUCCGUGGAGUUUAAUUGUAUUGCCUUCAAUAGAUGUGAUUGCCUUUGUGUUUGCAACAUUUCAUAUGCUCCCUUCUACUUGUUGUAAGUAAUAAUUAGAAUGAAUUGAAUGCUGGGGUAAAGGUACACAGUUCCAAGGAGUUGGCAGAUACUUAUGACCACUGUAUAUAGCAGCUGGAAGGUGUUGUAAAGUUGUUGGCUGUUACAUAAACUUGCUGUAACCAAGUAGAUAUUUUUACAUGGCAUAUAUCUCAAGAAAUCACUGUUCUGCAGCAAUAUGCACAUGCUGGGAGCAGUAAUUGCGGGAUGCAAGGAAUCAGUUAUUUAAGGAACACAUAACAUACUGUAUAAAUUAUGGGUAGUACUAGACUUCAGCUAAUAAUCAUUUUACCUAUAUAUAUUGCAGUAUCAACCCUCACCAAGUGCAUGAUGAAGUGCUGGAAGCAUUUGACUCAUUGUCUGUGUGAUGUCCGACGGAUUCUGGCUUUGGGCAGACUAUUAGAAACUGCUAGUCUCGUCCAACUGUAGUAGUCUCUGAUAAAAGGUGGUACUGCUUCAAUAGCCCCCUUCAGUACAGUUCCACUCUGAUGUAGAAGUGGCAUGCUAACCGCAUUGUACAGUUAAAGAAUUAGCAGGUCAAUAUGGACUUGUUUGGCGUGAGCAUGGUUGUUCCUUUAUUAAGCCUUCAUAUUAAGUCUUUAGGGGCAAGUCCAACUAUUGCUGGCAUAAUAGGAUCUCUUUAUGGUUUCCUGCAGCUUGUUUCCAGCACAUUUGUGGGCUGCUGGAGUGAUGUUGUAGGAAGAAAACAGUCCCUGCUUGCCUGCAUUCUCUUCAGUGCACUGGGUUAUUUGCUGCUGGGCAUGUCCACUAAUGUGUUUUUAUUUGCUAUUGCUAGAGUUCCUGUAGGUAUUUUCAAACACACACUCUCCAUUUCUAAAGCUCUUCUUUCCGACUUGGUGUCUGAGAGAGAGCGCCCACUGAUUAUAGGGCAUUUCAAUGCAGCCUCCAGUAUUGGCUUCAUUCUGGGUCCUGUGGUUGGUGGCUACCUUACAGAGCGAGAGGGUGGCUUCUACCUGACAUCCUUCAUCUGCUCUUCCAUCUUCAUUCUGAAUGCUGGUCUUGUCUGGAUGUUACCAUGGGAUGAAGAAAACACAGUGAGCAGCAAACAUGAGCAAACCACCUGCAACAGAAAGAUGACUGAGAAUAUCUUGGGAAAGGUGAACCAGGACUCACAGAUUAAAGCAGUAGCUAAUGGAACAAAGAAAUGUGAUGUUCCUCUCUGGUCUCCCUGGAUUCAAGUUGUGUCAGUGCUGAAAAGGAUUAAAAGCAUCGCAUGUUCUGAUAUGUGGGAUAUAUUUUUAGUACGGCUACUAAUGUCUGUUGCCGUAAUGCUGUACUACAGCAAUUUUGUUUUGGCAAUUGAAGAGAGAUUUGGAGUGAAACCUAAGCUGACUGGGUACCUGAUAAGUUAUGGCAGUACCCUUGGAGCACUUGCUGGCUUCCUAGUUGGAACAAUAACGAGGCUAUAUCAGCAUAACACUUACACAAUUUUAUUACAUUCCAGUGUUCUCACAUGCACAUUGAUACUGCUGUAUUCUUUAGCACUCAGUAUAUGGACAGUGAUUUUGUCUUCUACGUUUUUAGCCUUUUCAACUACUGUAGGACGCACUUGUAUCACUGACCUGGAACUGACCCUGGGUGGAAAUCAUGCCAGUGGUACACUCAUAGGAAUUGGUCAGUCUGUGACAUCUGUGGGGCGUAUAAUUGUUCCUCUUCUCUCCGGAAUUGCACAAGAGUUCAGUCCCUGUGGCCCUCCAACUGUUGGCGUGGGGCUGGGACUGAUGGCUGUUCUAAUCAUGGUAAUGAACAAAUCACAAUACAGUAGUGCUAGAAACAUUAAACUUAACAGUGAGUAACAUCUUAUUUUGGACAGGGUUAUUAUCUUAAAUGAAACAAAGCAAUUCAAAGAAUUGGGGAUAAGUUGUGGGAAAGAACAAUAAGCACAAAAGAAGUUUAUUGUAAGCACAAUAAGUUUACAGGAUGUUAUAAGAAGAAACAACAACUUCAAGGGCAGUGAGGCCUGAUGCGGCCUUCAGAUUCACAUGGACUCUUCUAAUGGAGUAUCACAAGUCAAGACAAAUGCUCAUAGGUGUAAUUUAGAGACACCAACAAGAGGCGCAGGAGUGGAACAGAAAAUUUAAAAAAUAAGAGUUCUCGAGUGUCAAUGGCAUGUUGAAAAAUCAAUACUUUCAUCAGUGCUUCGCCUAGAAUCGUACCCACCCUGAACUUUCUUGAUAUCCCAUACUUGUUUCUUUUUGCCCCAGUGUUUCUGGGUAAUAGAACCAUGUAUGUUCUGGCACUUUUAUGUAUUAGCAGGCCUAAAAGAAGCAUGUAUUUUAAGAGAUGAUAUCACCAUCCAGAGCAGAGGUGAUUCAGUUGAAUGUAAACUAUCUUGAAACUUGCACUAGUGGUUUUUGCACUAAUUUCCACCUCCAUUUGCUUACCUUCUGCCAUAAAUGUUUUUAAAUUUCCCCAAAAUUCCCGGUGCAGUUUCCUUCCAUCUCUGCUCUAUGUGUAACUUUUCCGUCUUGAUUCUUCAGUUGGCUUUUUAAAAUGUUCUGGAGAAAUAUUUUUAACUGUUUGAUGUUUAAUUAAUUCAUUGUCUUUUACCUCUACCAAUAUAGGUACAAAUGCCAUUUUAGAUAACAAUUGAAAGUAUAUGCAGUUGGUGCUGGUCUAGUCUUCAUUUGUCUCCAAUGGUUUAGGAAGCCAAAGCUAAAAGAUUCUUGCAAGCAAAGGUGCAUCAAGAGAGUUGGGGACAGAAUUCAGAGUACUGCUCUGUAUUGUACCUGGUUCAGACCAGUAAUCACUAGUAGUCAUUUGUUUUCAUGAGCUUUAAAUUUGUUCCACAUUUAAAAAAAAAUACCUUGCACUUUUAAUGUCUUUUACUUGAAAAUCUCAUGCACUUUCCAUGUAAUUAUUUGAUAUAUCAUACAAAACCAGCUGUGUGAAUUUUAUAUAAAAACAUUGUGUGCAUAUGCAUUUUCAAAAAGUAUAAACAAAGCAUCACUUCAGAACUGUCACAGAUGGUGUUUUGUAGGGUUUUUUAAUCAUCUUUUUUUCCCCUCAGUAAUGUGUCUUCUCUUCCAGAAUGCAUACUCCCAUUUGAAGUCAGUGGUAAAAUCCCACUGAUUUCAGUAGGAGCACCAUGGAAAUGCCUGCAGAUCUUAUAAUUAUUUUAAGUGCUUUUGAGUUUAGCAAACAUACAGGGCUGGCAUCUUCUAUGUUUGCAGGAGGUAACCUUGAUUUCUCUCUAAGAGUUCAAGUUCAUAUAGAAAAUAGAGUUGCUUAUAUUUUAAUAUAUUCUCACUUUUGCUCCUCCCUUUAUGGAUUGGAAGAAUUGUUACCUAGGUAAAAUUUUCAGAUGUGCCCAAGUUCCAACCUCAAAAGUAAAAGGGCUCCCAAGUUAAUUUACUUUUAGUAGCCUAAAGUCACUAACCUAUAGCUACCACUUUACCAAGCACCUCAAAAUAUUCUGUCACCCUAUUCACUUUUAUACUGCAUUUCUAUACUAUGAAAUGGAUUUUUGCUGCUAUCUCUUGGAACUUAAAAACCUUUGAUAAAAAUGUUGCCUAGUGAUCUGAUAACCAAUAAAUAGGCAAAGACUUUCUUUUUUAAGUUCCAAUAACAAUAAUAACCCAAGGCAUUAGACCAAAGAAACAAUGAAGAUUGUCUUGCAUUAAUCUGGGUAAGUGUGCAAAUACCACUUUUAUGGGUGACAGAACUGAAAGUGUAAAUACUCUUAUGCAUACAAAAAUGGAUGUGCGUUGUACUCUUUACAACCAGCAGAUAUUUUUGCAUAACUCUGUUUUGUUUUGGAAGAUAUAUUGCAGUUUUCUUGUCUAAAUGUGCACAGAAGACUAAUAUGUGGACUGGAACGUGGUCUCAGGGAUGAUGAUACUUCUGGACAAAGAAGUGUUUGGAGUUGAUAAUCAAAUAAUUUCUGAAGGAUUUUUUUAAAGGAUUUCUUUCUUCACAGUCACAAAAGAAUGAUACUAAAAUUGUUAUUAAAAACAGUAAUAAAAUUAAAUGAUGUUCCGUG
Molecule: messenger RNA, 6233 nt
Organism: Alligator mississippiensis (American alligator)
Lineage: Eukaryota; Metazoa; Chordata; Crocodylia; Alligatoridae
Gene: SLC67A2
Product: major facilitator superfamily domain containing 9
Exons: 6
Coding region: 2773-4047 (424 amino acids)
Biological process (GO): transmembrane transport
Cellular component (GO): membrane
Molecular function (GO): transmembrane transporter activity
Source: RefSeq, a predicted model, not a curated record